Messenger RNA from Aureobasidium subglaciale EXF-2481, 1074 nucleotides. RefSeq lists its product as uncharacterized. The coding region runs from base 1 to 1074 and encodes 357 amino acids. Gene Ontology annotation, biological process: lipid metabolic process. The transcript is spliced from 5 exons. The record is from RefSeq and is a predicted model, not a curated record. Gene Ontology annotation, molecular function: phosphoric diester hydrolase activity. Lineage: Eukaryota; Fungi; Ascomycota; Dothideomycetes; Dothideales; Saccotheciaceae.
AUGUCGCCUUCAUUCGCUCUUGUUGCUGGUCUUACGGUUAUCAAUGCUGUCAAUGCAAUGCCAUUUACCAUUCCUUAUCUUGAUAAGACUGGGAGGAUAGAGGUCCAAGGUCACCGCGGUGGCUUGGGUAUGAGAGAUGAGGAAUCUCUUUGGGCUUUUGCCCACGCUAUGGAGGUUGGCGUUGAUGUGCUCGAGAUGGAUACUGUGUUUACGAGUGAUGGUGUCCCAGUGAUCUGGCAUGAUCAUUGGAUCUAUCCUACCAAGUGCACGGGAGAGUAUGUUGGCCAGUACAUUGCCAACUUGACACUUGCACAAGUCAAAACACUUGAUUGCUCGCUUCAACUUGCGGCUCAUCCUCAGCAAGAACUCCACCCUGGCACCACAAUCGCAACUCUGGAAGAAGUCUUGGAGCUGGUAAACUGCUACGGCGACAAGGGGGUGACAAUCAACCUCGAAACAAAGCUCUCACCUACAGCACCAAAUGAGACUCUUUCAGUAGACACAUACAUUACUGAUCUUGUCCCGAUUCUCCAAAAGCACGGCUUUGAGUCUCGCACUUCCAUCCAGUCCUUCGAUUGGCGCACUCUCAUCGGCAUCCACUCCGCAUACCCCGAAGUGCCUAUCGUGGCUUUGCUCGAUGAGACGACAGUCGUGCCUGACGAGACUAACAAGACCUACCCCUGGCUGGAAAACAGUGUUUACCCCUGGCUGGGUGGUGUCGACCUCGACUCUUUCAACGGUGACUGGGUAGCCGCAGCACGUUCUAUCGGCUCAUCGAUCCUCUCGCCAAAUCACGGUACUGGUAACUCGAGUGAUGCUACUGUCAACAGCCCUCUUUACGUUCCAUUCACCACCAAGGAUAUCGUGGACAGAGCUCACGCGUUGGACAUGCAGGUCAUCCCAUGGACUGUGGAUGCCGAAGUUACGAUUAGCAAAUUGCUUGAUGAUGGCGUUGAUGCUAUCAUCAGCAACUAUCCUGAGAGAGUCAUGUAUGUGGCUAGACAAAGAGGACUGAGUGUUGGAAGAGCAAGAAACCCGAGCAAGCCGGAGUGUCUAGUCAAUGCAUCUGCGUGA